Melozone crissalis (California towhee) is the source of this 1479-nucleotide messenger RNA. It is a transcript of the gene MC5R, whose product is annotated as melanocortin 5 receptor. The transcript has 2 exons. Bases 177 to 1154 code for a protein of 325 amino acids. Gene Ontology annotation, molecular function: melanocortin receptor activity. Lineage: Eukaryota; Metazoa; Chordata; Aves; Passeriformes; Passerellidae. Gene Ontology annotation, biological process: G protein-coupled receptor signaling pathway. The record is from RefSeq and is a predicted model, not a curated record. Gene Ontology annotation, cellular component: membrane.
CCCAGAUGUCAGGGAGGCUGAAACUUGGACUCUCUGGAGGAAACGUUGCAGACGAGGAAAAGCAGCUGAAGGAGCAGCUCUGGUAAAUAGGCAGGAUCUUCUGCCUUUUGGAAAAUGCAUUUACCACACUCCUUGGCAAGCCCUUCAGAAGGAACAGAAUGUGUUAGCUCCCAGAGAUGAACACAUCCUCUCAAUUCAAUGUUUCUGAACUAAACCUGAGUGCCUUCGGUAGCAACUUUACUGUGCCUACUGCAAAGAGCAAGUCAUCGCCAUGUGAGCAAGUGGUCAUCUCAGCUGAGGUGUUCCUAACUCUGGGCAUUGUAAGCCUCCUUGAAAACAUACUAGUUAUAUGUGCAAUAGUUAAGAACAAGAACUUGCACUCACCCAUGUAUUUUUUUGUUUGCAGUUUAGCAGUGGCUGACAUGCUGGUUAGUGUCUCUAAUGCUUGGGAGACCAUAACCAUAUACUUGAUAAACAAUAGACACAUCAUCAUGGAAGAUGCCUUUGUCCGUCAUAUAGACAAUGUCUUUGAUUCCAUGAUCUGUAUAUCUGUGGUGGCUUCCAUGUGCAGUUUGCUGGCUAUAGCAGUAGACAGAUAUAUCACUAUCUUCUACGCCCUGCGUUAUCACAACAUCAUGACAGUGAAAAGGUCGGGGCUCAUUAUUGCAUGCAUCUGGACCUUUUGCACAGGCUGUGGCAUUAUCUUCAUUCUUUACUAUGAAUCAACUUACGUGGUCAUUUGUCUCAUCACUAUGUUUUUUACCAUGCUGUUCCUCAUGGUCUCACUGUACAUCCAUAUGUUCCUCCUGGCUCGUACUCAUGUGAAGAAAAUCGCUGCUUUGCCUGGGUACAACUCUGUCCGCCAAAGAACCAGCAUGAAAGGAGCCAUCACUCUGACUAUGCUUCUUGGCAUCUUCAUUGUUUGCUGGGCUCCAUUCUUCCUUCAUCUCAUCCUGAUGAUCUCCUGCCCUCAAAACCUCUACUGUGUUUGCUUCAUGUCUCACUUCAACAUGUACCUCAUCCUCAUUAUGUGCAACUCGGUGAUCGACCCCUUGAUCUACGCCUUUCGUAGCCAGGAAAUGAGGAAGACCUUCAAAGAGAUAAUUUGUUGCUAUAGCCUGAGAAUGCUCUGUGGGUUAUCAAACAAAUAUUAAGAUAACAAAACCAAACCAGGGAAGAGACUGGAAAGGCAACAUCUUCCUGCAUCCUGUAAUUCUGGUGAAAUGCCUAUGGAACAGUUUCUCCAUUCAGCUGUCAUGAUUCCCACAGCAAUCAGAAACCCUUUUUAAAUAUGUGAUUUUACAUUUCUUUCCCUCCACACACCUCUCUCAUGCUGGUGGUUGGAGCUACUCAGUCCAUCUGUAUUAUUGGGAUAAAGGAUAUUUUGAAUCUCAUUUACUCUAUUGAAGUUUGGGAUUUAUAAGAGGGUUAUACAGGGAAAACCUUAUUUUUAUUUCUGCUAAAUGCAAUGAGUGAGUU